UAUUGUCCCUUCCUUUCCCGACGAACACAACUGUUCCGCGUUUCAUUCCAGGAAGUCAAUACUCCAAAGUCCAUCAUAUUUUGAUACAUUACUGUAGCUAUCUGCUCACUGUGGUCAUAUACUUGAGGAAAGUAGUCUACAUUUUGUCAAGGCAAGAUGGAGUUUGUGAUUGAACACACCUGGGACAGCAAUCUUGUGACUCACGACCCUGUAAAGGUCAGGUUUUCCCCUGGAGAUGGAGGAAUGAAGAUGUCUGUGUCUGCUCCAUUUUUCAAUGACCCCCCAGGUCCUCCUGGCCCCUCAGGCCACCCCUUCCCCGGGCUCUGGGAUUAUGAAGUGGUUGAGUCAUUUUUCCUGGACAGCACUACAGAAAAGUAUCUGGAAGUGGAGGUUUGUCCCCAUGGACAACACUUGGUACUUCUGCUCUCUGGAAGAGGUCAAGCGUUCCAGCAAGGUCUCCCUCUGGUAUUCACGGCGAGUGUGACAGGGGGUCGAUGGAUUGGGGAGGCCCUGCUGCCCUGGAGGUACUUCCCACCAAACGUCAACAAGAUGAACUCGUAUGCCAUCCAUGGUUCUGGACAGGGCCGCACCUACGAAGCUCUGUAUCCGGUACCAACAGAAGACUUGGUGGAGGGACAGAAACCUAACUUCCACCUCCUGGAAUACUUCCAAGACUUCCGCCUGCAAAGCAUCAUGGGGGAGGGCUGGAUACAGCCCGAGUCCGAUCUCUGGACGUGAAAGUGCUGAGGCAGGCGGGAACGAGAGGAGGACCUACGACCGUGACACCAAAGUCACCUGGAUGG
This is a messenger RNA of Osmerus eperlanus (European smelt), 803 nucleotides long. It is a transcript of the gene c14h4orf33, whose product is annotated as chromosome 14 C4orf33 homolog. The coding region runs from base 157 to 738 and encodes 193 amino acids. Lineage: Eukaryota; Metazoa; Chordata; Actinopteri; Osmeriformes; Osmeridae. The transcript has 6 exons. The record is from RefSeq and is a predicted model, not a curated record.